Molecule: messenger RNA, 213 nt
Organism: Fusarium poae
Lineage: Eukaryota; Fungi; Ascomycota; Sordariomycetes; Hypocreales; Nectriaceae
Exons: 2
Coding region: 1-213 (70 amino acids)
Source: RefSeq, a predicted model, not a curated record
AUGGUUGCUUCCAAGCCACAAACCCACUACUCACCAUUUCCUUGGAGUAGCACCUAUGACGGACCUUGCAAGGUAACCCCUUGUCCUACCUACCUACCUCCUAUGAAGGUGCCUAGCAUAGAUCACACCCAGCACUACCUUAUUUCGUGUCGCACAUAUCAUCAUUUACUCUCCCUCACAACACCCCGGAUAUUCGGAACAAAGAGAUGCUAA